AUGGCGCUAGGCGCCGGCGAGGGUAGCCUCAGCGAGGGGAACAGGGGCGGAGGCGGCGGCCUCAGCGAGGGGAACAGGGGCGGAGGCGGCGGCCUCAGCGAGGGGAACAGGGGCGGAGGCGGCGGCCUCAGCGAGGGGAACAAGGGCGGAGGCGGUGGCCUCAGCAAGAGGAAUAUGGGAGGACGAAGUGGUGACCUCGCCGGUGCGGAUGGAGAAAAGGGGGGCCUCCUCGAAGAGGGGAAGGGCUGCAGCAGACAGGUUCCUCUCCUCCCAGACCUCCAUGGGAUCCUCAUCCCGGGCCCCAGCGCCCCUUCAUCGACGAUUGACGGGGUCGCACCUCUCGCUCCCAUAAAGAUUGAUUUCAGCCGCAAGGAAAGGGUCUGCGCAAGGAUUUUGGGGGGCGAUGGGACCCCAGGCUUCUCCAAGAACUCCGGCGAGAAGGCGCCCGCAGGUGGCCUGCGCACCCGCGUCAGACUCUUCAAGGGGUUCCGUAUCUUGCCGCUGGGUUUCAAGAAUUCAUCUCAAGAGGAGGUAACUAUGUGGCUGUUAUUAUGA
Messenger RNA from Sorghum bicolor (sorghum), 555 nucleotides. Its product is annotated as heavy metal-associated isoprenylated plant protein 33-like. The coding region runs from base 1 to 555 and encodes 184 amino acids. The record is from RefSeq and is a predicted model, not a curated record. The transcript has a single exon. NCBI's taxonomy places the organism in Eukaryota, Viridiplantae, Streptophyta, Magnoliopsida, Poales, Poaceae.